Messenger RNA from Aegilops tauschii subsp. strangulata, 591 nucleotides. Lineage: Eukaryota; Viridiplantae; Streptophyta; Magnoliopsida; Poales; Poaceae. The record is from RefSeq and is a predicted model, not a curated record.
AUGAACCGGCUUGGUGAAGAGCUCGUGAAUGUGGAUGCGCGCCUCAUGGCCGAGGAUCUUCGGUUAGAGGAGGAGCGGCAUAAGCUGAAGGAAGAGGCCCAGGAAGCAGACCGCCAUCGCGAGGCCGCGGAGAAGCGCGCGUGGGAGCUCCAAGCCUGGAGCGCCUCCUUGGAGCAGCAAGUGGAGGCACGCAGAGCCACCGUCGCAUCGUUGAGGGGGACGCCUGCCGAAGAGGAAGAGAUCCUGAAGCACGAGGAGGCGUUGGCGCUAGAAGCCGUGGAGCGUAGCCUUGAGCUUGAGCGACUGGAGACGAGGGAGCGUCAGGUUGCCCAGGCGGAGGACGCUGUUGGCAAGCGUCAGGCCAGGGCCCAGGAGGAGGUCGAUCGCCGGGUGGCCGAGGCUCAUGCGGAUCUUGAGGGUUGGUAUGACCUGAAGCUGAAGCGCGUCGAAGACGAGGCUGCGGGCAGGACUACCGCCCUCAAGUCUAAGCUGGCUGAGGCGGAGCGGCGAGAGGAGGCCACCGCAACCGCCCUGGUCUCGGUGCAGGCUGAACUAGCUUCCGCCUGCGCCGAGCUGCCCCCUCUUCAGUAG